AGGUCAGCUUUCCAGAUGUGGAAAAGGCGGAAUGGCUAAAUAAGAUUGUGGCCCAGGUCUGGCCCUUCCUGGGCCAGUAUAUGGAGAAGCUUCUGGCUGAAACUGUGGCCCCCGCUGUUCGGGGGUCUAACCCGCAUCUGCAGACGUUCACGUUUACACGGGUGGAACUGGGUGAAAAGCCACUGCGGGUCAUAGGAGUCAAGGUUCACCCUGGACAGAGGAAAGAGCAGAUCCUGCUAGACUUGAACAUCAGCUACGUAGGUGAUGUGCAGAUUGAUGUGGAAGUGAAGAAAUAUUUCUGCAAAGCAGGAGUCAAGGGCAUGCAGCUACAUGGUGUCCUGCGGGUGAUUCUCGAGCCGCUUAUGGGGGACCUUCCCAUUGUGGGGGCCGUGUCAAUGUUCUUUAUCCGACGCCCGACCCUGGACAUCAACUGGACAGGGAUGACCAACCUGCUGGAUAUCCCAGGACUUAGCUCCCUGUCUGACACCAUGAUCAUGGACUCCAUCGCUGCUUUCCUGGUGUUGCCCAACCGACUCCUGGUGCCGCUGGUGCCUGACCUUCACGAUGUGGCCCAGUUGCGUUCCCCUCUGCCCAGGGGCAUCAUUCGGGUUCACCUGCUGGCUGCUCGGGGGCUGAGUUCCAAGGACAAAUACGUGAAGGGCCUGAUUGAGGGCAAGUCUGACCCCUACGCCCUUGUGCGUUUGGGCACCCAGACAUUCUGCAGUCGUGUCAUCGAUGAGGAACUCAACCCCCAGUGGGGAGAGACCUACGAGGUGAUGGUCCACGAGGUCCCGGGGCAGGAGAUUGAAGUGGAGGUGUUUGACAAGGACCCAGAUAAAGAUGACUUCCUGGGCAGAAUGAAGCUGGAUGUAGGGAAGGUGUUACAGGCUGGUGUGCUGGAUGACUGGUUCGCUCUACAAGGUGGGCAAGGCCAAGUUCACCUGAGGCUGGAAUGGCUGUCCCUGUUGCCAGAUGCGGAAAAACUGGAACAGGUUCUGCAGUGGAAUCGGGGAGUGUCCUCUCGACCAGAGCCCCCCUCAGCCGCCAUCUUGGUUGUCUACCUGGACCGGGCCCAGGAUCUUCCUAUGGUGAUCUCUGAACUCUGCUCCCCACAGCUGAAGAAGGGCAACAAGGAACCCAAUCCCAUGGUGCAACUGUCAGUUCAGGAUGUGACUCAGGAGAGCAAGGCUGUCUACAACACCAGCUGCCCGGCAUGGGAGGAAGCUUUCCGGUUCUUCCUACAAGACCCUCGAAGCCAGGAGCUUGAUGUGCAGGUGAAGGAUGACUCCCGGGCCCUGACUUUAGGGGCCCUGAUGCUGCCUCUGGCUCGCCUCCUGACAGCCCCUGAGCUCACCCUGGACCAGUGGUUCCAGCUCAGCAGCUCUGGCGCCAACUCCAGGCUCUACAUGAAACUGGUCAUGAGGGUCUUGUACUUGGACUCGUCAGAAAUUUGCUUCCCCACUGUGCCUGGUACUCCGGGGGCCUGGGACACGGAUAGUGAGAGCCCCCAGAGGGGCAGCAGCGUGGAUGCCCCACCUCGACCCUGUCACACGACUCCUGACAGCCAGUUUGGGACCGAGAGUGUACUUCGGAUCCACGUAUUAGAAGCCCAGGACCUGAUUGCCAAAGACCGUUUCUUGGGGGGACUGGUGAAGGGCAAGUCGGACCCCUACGUCAAACUAAAGCUGGCAGGACGAAGCUUCCGGAGCCGUGUUGUCCGGGAAGAUCUCAAUCCUCGCUGGAAUGAGGCUUUUGAGGUGAUUGUCACAUCAGUUCCAGGCCAAGAGCUAGAGGUUGAAGUCUUUGACAAGGACUUGGACAAGGAUGACUUUCUGGGCAGGUGUAAAGUGAGCCUGACCACUGUCUUAAACAGCGGCUUCCUGGAUGAGUGGCUGACUCUGGAGGACGUCCCGUCGGGCCGCCUGCACUUGCGUCUGGAGCGUCUCACCCCCCGGCCCACUGCUGCUGAGUUAGAGGAGGUGCUACAGGUGAACAGUUUGAUUCAGACGCAGAAGAGUGCGGAACUGGCAGCAGCCCUACUGUCCGUCUACCUGGAGCGGGCAGAAGACCUGCCGCUCCGAAAAGGCAUCAAGCCUCCCAGCCCUUAUGCUACUCUCACCGUGGGGGAUACUUCUCACAAAACCAAGACUGUUUCCCAGAGCUCAGCCCCUGUCUGGGAUGAGAGUGCCUCCUUUCUCAUCAGGAGGCCACACACUGAGAGCCUGGAGUUGCAGGUUCGGGGCGAGGGGAUUGGCACUCUGGGCUCGCUAUCUUUGCCCCUAUCAGAGCUGCUCACGGCCAACCGGCUCUGCUUGGAUCACUGGUUUUCGCUCAGCAAUGGUCAGGGGCAGGUGCUGCUGAGAGCACAACUGGGGAUCCUGGUGUCCCAGCACUCGGGAGUGGAAGCUCACAGCCACAGCUACAGCCACAGCUCCUCAUCUCUGAGUGAAGAACCAGAGCUCUGGGGGGGUCCCCCUCACAUCACCUCCUCAGCCCCAGAGCUCCGGCAGCGCCUGACACACGUUGACAAUCCCCAGGAGGCUCCCGCUGGGCCUCUGGGCCAGGUGAAACUGACUGUGUGGUACUACAGUGAAGAACGCAAGCUGGUCAGCAUCGUCCACAGCUGCCGGGCUCUUCGACAGAAUGGGCGGGACGCCCCUGACCCCUAUGUGUCAUUGUUGCUAAUGCCCGACAAGAGUCGGGGCACCAAGAGGAAGACCUCACAGAAGAAGAGGACUCUAAGUCCUGAAUUCAACGAGCGGUUCGAGUGGGAGCUGCCCCUGGACGAGGCCUUGAGGCGGAAGCUGGAUGUGUCUGUCAAGUCUAAUUCCUCCUUCAUGUCAAGAGAGCGCGAGCUGCUGGGGAAGGUGCAGCUGGACCUGGCUGAGAUAGACCUUUCCCAGGGUGCAGCCCAGUGGUACGACCUGAUGGAUGACAAGGACAAGGGCAGCUCCUAGGCGCCAGCCAUCACCAACCUGACUGCUCGUCUUCUGGCCUUGCCUCGCCUCUUGCUGCGUCACCACCUCCAUGCGAUGAGCCUCACGCAGGCUGGGGGCUAAGGGCGGAGCCUGCGCCCUUCAGCCCUUUCACCUCCCAGGCCCAGAUGAGGGCCUUUGCCUGACCAAAGAGAAGGACCACUGUUCCCUUCACUGCACGGCCUUGAUCCCUUGGGCCCCUGGCAGGGACCUGAGUUGGCCGCUUCCUGCUCUGCCUGCAUGUUGGUCUCCCUUCCUCACAACUCCUCAGGGCCUCUGUUCUUGUGCCUGGCCACUGGCAGCACUAGCAGUGGCAUUAGCUUAUGCCAAAUACAGCUUCUGGAAGGACCUUGUUCUGUAGCCAGACGGUCACCUUCUUCCCUACCAUGAGCAGGCGGGGAGGGCAACACGUGGGUGGGAAGGGAGCCGGGCUGGCUCUCGCUCUGGGCCUUGCAGUCUACUGCAUGCGGUGCCCAUCCAGCAGCCUGGGCCCCGCGUCCAGGUCUGCCUCCUUUCCUCAAGGCCUGUCCUGAAGAUUCUGCCUGCUGUGAUGGCUGGGGCAUGUCUCGGCUCACGCUGGGAACUGCCCAGGCCUGCGAGUGGUGGGGUGUCAGUCUUGGAGCCCCUAGCUGGUGACGUGCAGAGGGCCACGGAUGGCUCAGGACAGCAGAGCCAAUGUUCUGCGUAAGUGCCUAGGCUAUUAACUCACUGGCUAGGACUGGAUCUGGUAUUCAGUCUUGCACCAGCUCUGCCAAGCCACUGUAUCUUAUAUUAAACAUCCUCCAACCAUUG
Molecule: messenger RNA, 3767 nt
Organism: Carlito syrichta (Philippine tarsier)
Lineage: Eukaryota; Metazoa; Chordata; Mammalia; Primates; Tarsiidae
Gene: ESYT1
Product: extended synaptotagmin 1
Exons: 30
Coding region: 81-2957 (958 amino acids)
Biological process (GO): lipid transport
Molecular function (GO): lipid binding
Source: RefSeq, a predicted model, not a curated record